AAACAUCAUCAUGCAUGCUUUCCUGCAGAUUACCCGAGAUCCUGCACUUUGUGCGUGGUUCACAUCAACCCCGCUAAUUUCCAUCUACCAGGCGCGUUUGCUGUACAUUGCAGCAUCUCUGCUUCCUUGGAUACCCUGAAAGUGGUGAUUUAUCAGAUUUUCACCUUCGAAAUGUUUGGCAUGAACCCUACCGACGAUGCGCCAAGCGGCCGCAUUGUUAGAGUGGGCAUUGUAGGGUGUGGAAUGGUUACGCAGGUUGUUCACAUACCCACGCUCAAUUUGCUAUCCCAUCUUUUUCGGAUCACAUAUCUCUGCGAUGUCUCGGAAGAUGCAAUGAGACAUAGUCAGCUCAAGGUUGCAGGUGCCUCGAAACCUGCGACUACGAAAAUUGUUGAAGAAUUAUGCACGGCAUCAGAAGUGGAUCUAGUCAUGAUAGCAAGCCAUCAUACUUUCCAUGCAUCUCAAGCGAUAGUGGCGCUGGAGGCUAACAAACAUGUUUUCAUCGAAAAGCCGAUUGCUCUGACUCUGAAAGAUACGGAUCUGAUCAUCGACGCGGAUAAGGCAGCCGGUGGUUCCAAAGUUUCUAUUGGAUACAUGAGAAUAUAUGCCGCAGCCUUUGAAGACGCAGUAAAGGAAGUCGAAGGCAUGGGUCGGAUACGAUAUGCUCGCGUCCGAGACAUCAUUGGACCCAAUUCUGUCUUCGUAGCACAGUCCGGCACAUACCCAAGAACGUUUAGUGAUUACCGAAAGGAAGACUCGGAGGCACUGUGUACGAAGGCGCGCAACGACACCGAGCAGGCUCUUCAAACAGAACUUGGAGUUACCAUGACAGAACAGACAGAUAUGAUGUGGCAGAUGCUGUCCACCCUAGGCUCACACGACCUGAGUGCUAUGCGAGAGAUUCUCGGAGUGCCUGAAGGAGUUGUGGGCUUUUCGCCUUGUGCCACCACUGGCUCGCCAUUUUGGAGUGGGAUCUUCCAAUAUUCCAACUUUGUCGUUGCCUAUGAGUCUGGUGUCGACCAGGUCGCAAGGUUCGAUGCUUCAAUAGAAAUCUUCGGUGAUACGAAAACCGUCAAGGUGGUCAUCGAUACUCCGUUUGUGAAGGGUUUGCCGACAACCAUGGUUGUCAAAGACUCUUUGGCAGACGGCUCGUACAGAGAGUCCACGAUCCGCAGGACCUACGAAGAUCCUUUCACGCUCGAGUUAAAGGAGGCAUAUGAGUGGGUCGUGAACGGAAAGAUUCCCAAGGCAACUCCAGUGGAAGCCAGAAAGGAUGUUGAGAUAUUAGGGAUGCUGAUGAAAGCUAUUACGAAAUGA
Molecule: messenger RNA, 1317 nt
Organism: Periconia digitata
Lineage: Eukaryota; Fungi; Ascomycota; Dothideomycetes; Pleosporales; Periconiaceae
Source: the annotation of a GenBank genome assembly